GCCUCGAAGCAAGGCAGCUACCGCCCCGUUCACAAUUUGUCCCGCUCUGAUAAAACGUUCCUUUUUCUCGCUCCUAUCUCCUGCCUUGCGGAGCUCCGCCCCGGGGGGCCAGAGUCAUCGAUCGAUCUCGACAGGCCGGAAACCCUAGGGUGGGGUGCGGCGAUCCAUGGCGGGUUGCAUCUAUAUUCCGGUGCAGAACUCGGAGGAGGAGGUGAAAGUGCCUCUGGAUUCGCUCCCGCAGGACGCCAACGACAUCCUCGACAUCCUUAAGGCCGAGCAGGCCCCCCUCGACCUCUGGCUAAUCAUCGCGAGAGAAUACUUCAAGCAGAAUAAAGUUGAACAGUUUCGGCAGGUUUUGCAGGAAGGGUCAAGUCCAGAAAUUGAUGAGUACUAUGCUGAUGUCAAGUAUGAACGAAUUGCUAUCCUAAAUGCAUUGGGAGCCUAUUAUACUUAUUUGGGGAAGAUGGAGACGAAUAAAAGUAAAAAGGAUGAGCAUUUUAUUUUAGCAACUCAAUGCUACAAUAGAGCGUCAAGGAUUGAUGUCCAUGAACCAUCUACAUGGAUUGGGAAAGGUCAACUUUGUGUGGCAAAAGGUGAACUACAGAAUGCAGCUAGUGCAUUUCAAAUUGUUUUGGGUGAUGAUCCUAAUAAUGUUCCUGCGCUUCUUGGUCAGGCUUGUGUUGAUUUUAACACUGCAGAGAAUGAAGAACAAUAUAAAAAAGCUAUGGACUUAUAUAAGAGCUCUUUAGAGUUAUACAAGCGAGCAUUGCUAGCAAACCCGAACUGCCCUGCUGCUGUGAGGCUUGGUGUAGGUCUCUGCCGCUACAGACUUGGUCAGUUUGAAAAAGCUCGACAGGCUUUUGAGCGAGUUUUACAGUUAGAUCCAGAAAAUGUCGAGGCUCUAGUGGCUCUUGGAAUCAUGGAUUUGCAAACGAAUGAAGAUCAUGGAGUUCGAGGUGGAAUGGAGGAUAUGCGAAGGGCUUUUGAAAUACACCCCUAUUGUUCAAUGGCAUUGAAUCAUUUAGCAAAUCACUAUUUCUUCACCGGUCAGCAUUUUUUGGUGGAGCAGUUAACUGAGGCUGCUCUCGCUGCGACCAAUCAUGGGUUGAUGAAAUCUCAUUCUUACUAUAACCUGGCAAGAUCAUACCAUAGCAAGGGAGAUUUUGAGAAGGCUGCACGGUAUUAUAUGGCAUCUGUCAAAGAAAUCAAGAAGCCACAAGACUUCAUUUUACCCUACUAUGGACUCGGACAAGUCCAACUGAAGUUAGGGGAUUUCAGAAGUUCUCUUUCAAGCUUUGAAAAGGUCUUGGAGGUUCAGCCUGAAAAUUGUGAAAGUCUAAAGGCUGUUGGACAUAUUUAUGCUCAGCUUGGUCAGCAUGAUAAGGCCAUAGAAACCUUUCGGAAAGCUACACGAAUCGACCCAAAAGAUGCUGAGGCAUUUGUGGAGCUUGGGGAAUUGCAAAUAUCAUCUGAUGCAGGGGCUGCCUUGGAUGCCUUCAAAACUGCUCGCAAUCUUCUCAGUAAAAGAGGUGAAGAAGUACCGAUUCAAUUGCUCAACAAUAUCGGGGUUCUCUACUUUGAAAAGGGAGACUUUCAGUUGGCUGAACAAACUUUUAAGGAGGCAUUGGGUGAAGGCAUCUGGCUUUCAGUUUUGGAUGGGAGAAUAGGCAGUUCCAAGGUUGAUUGUAGUGCCUAUUCUGUGCAGUACAGGGAUUUCAGCUUGUUCCAGCAGCUUGAGGCAGAGGGUACAUCUUUAGAUUUGCCUUGGGAUAACGUCACUACACUAUAUAAUCUGGCCAGAUUACUCGAGCAGUUACAAGAAACCGGAAAAGCAAGCAUUUUGUACCACCUGAUCUUGUUCAAGUAUCCAGACUAUGUUGAUGCUUAUCUGAGGCUUGCUGCCAUGGCCAAAUCGCGGAAUGAUAUUCAAUUAGGCAUCCAAUUGAUUGGCGAUGCUCUCAAAGUGGACGACAAGUACCCCAAUGCUUUGUCUAUGCUUGGUACUCUGGAACUUUUGAAUGAUGACUGGGUUAAAGCUAAAGAUACCUUCCGUGCUGCUAAAGAUGCAACUGAUGGGAAAGAUUCUUAUUCCCUUCUUUCCCUGGCAAAUUGGAACUAUUUUGCAGCUUUACGUUCUGAGAAAAGAGGUCCAAAAUUAGAAGCUACACAUCUCGAGAAGGCGAAGGAACUUUACACCAAAGUUUUGAUGCUGCAUCCUGGAAACUUAUAUGCUGCCAAUGGCGCUGGUAUUGUGUUGGCUGAAAAAGGUCAUUUUGAUGUUGCAAAGGAUAUAUUUACACAGGUGCAAGAAGCAGCAUCUGGAAGUGUCUUUGUUCAGAUGCCAGAUGUCUGGGUAAAUCUGGCACAUGUUUAUUUUGCUCAAGGUCAUUUUGCCUUGGCUGUGAAAAUGUAUCAAAACUGCUUGCGGAAGUUCUACCAUGACACAGAUACACAAAUUCUCCUAUAUUUAGCCCGUACUUAUUAUGAGGCUGAACAAUGGCAAGACUGCAAGAAAACUUUACUAAGAGCCAUCCAUUUGGCACCCUGGAAUUAUACACUUCGGUUUGAUGCAGGAGUUGCAAUGCAAAAAUUUUCAGCAUCAACUCUACAGAAGACAAAAAGGACUGCUGAUGAGGUACGUUCAACAGUCACAGAGUUGAAAAAUGCAGUCCGUGUGUUCAGUCAGUUGUCUGCGGCUUCUAGCUACCACUCGCAUGGGUUCGAUGAGAAGAAAAUAGAGACUCAUGUUGAAUAUUGCAAACAUUUGCUUGAUGCUGCUAAGGUUCAUUGUGAGGCAGCUGAGCGUGAAGAGCAACAGAACCGCCAGAGAUUAGAAGUUGCUCGUCAGGUUUCUUUGGCUGAGGAAGCUCGACGCAAGGCGGAAGAGCAGAGGAAAAUUCAGCUGGAAAGGAGAAAGCAAGAGGAUGAGUUAAAACAACUCAUGCAACAGGAACGGAAUUUUGAGCGUAUAAAGGAGCAAUGGAAGAACUCCAGCAACAUUGCUAGCAAUAAGCGGAAAGAGAGAUCCCAUGGUGAACAAGAUGAAGAGGGUGGACAUGGUGAGAGGAGGAGGAGGAAAGGCACUAAAAGGAGAAAGAAGGAUAAGAAGACCAAGGCACAAUAUGAAGAGGAAGAAGCUGACAUGGACGAUGAGCCUGAAGAAGUGGAUGAAGAUGCAAGCAUGAAUGAUCAUGAAGAUGCAGCAGAAAAGGCGCAGGAUCAUCUUCUUGCUGCUGGUCUUGAAGAUUCUGAUGCUGAAGAUGACAUGGGUGAACCAUCAUCAACAAUAAAUCGCAAGAGACGGGCCUGGUCAGAAUCAGAUGAUGAUGACGUGCCACUAGACAAACUUCCUGAGUCCAGCCCAAGUGGAUAUAAAGAGAAUUCAGCUGAAAGUGAUGAGGAAAUGAGAGGAAACAAGGUGAGACGCAAUGCUGUUGAUGAGGAGGAAGAUGAUGAGUAAGCAUUGGACUGUAAAACUUGUGACAAGAUUGCAAGCACUGAUGGAUAAAAUGUUGCUUUUGAAAUCAAUUUUGUAUAGAGAUUGAAAAAUCUUCGAACUAGGAACAGAUUUUCUGAUAAAUUAUGUAAAAAAGUUGAAUCCCAUCCUAGUUUCUGUUGUGGAUGUUUUAAAACAAGGGGAAAAGCUAUGUACUCCACUAUGGCACCAAGCUACUUACUGGGAUUCCAUCAGUCAGUUUUAGCAUAUUUUCUGUGUUGGCAAUUUUGUGGCUGUAUCUGCACAUUCCAGAAGGCUUUUUUUGGGUUAUAGGUCUGGUAAUUACCGUGCUCACCACAAAAUUUGUUAAGAAAAAGUGAAAGACUCGAGCA
Molecule: messenger RNA, 3828 nt
Organism: Elaeis guineensis (African oil palm)
Lineage: Eukaryota; Viridiplantae; Streptophyta; Magnoliopsida; Arecales; Arecaceae
Source: RefSeq, a predicted model, not a curated record